Messenger RNA from Benincasa hispida (wax gourd), 754 nucleotides. RefSeq lists its product as uncharacterized. The record is from RefSeq and is a predicted model, not a curated record. Lineage: Eukaryota; Viridiplantae; Streptophyta; Magnoliopsida; Cucurbitales; Cucurbitaceae.
AAUUCUUAAACCCAUAUUUCCAUAUUUCCAAAUGAAGAAGGAAUCAGUGAGCAACAUGGUGAAGCAGAUGGGAAGUGCUUUGAGAAGUAUGGUGAAAAGGAAAGCCCGUGCUCUUAAAGCUCGUCUCAUAGUCUACUCAUUGUUAGCCCAGUCAAACUUCUUGGUUUCUUCUAUUCCUUUAACAACAAUCUCUACUCAUCACCAUCAACAGCAACAUUCCCAGUUACAAGCAGUUCAAGAUCAAGUAGCAGAAACAGAGCAGGAAACAGGGGUGUGCCAACAAUAUGAAGCUGAAGCUGAAGCAGAAGCAGACGCAGAAGCAGAAGCAGAAGCAGAAGCAGAAGCAAGUGGGUCUGUGAUUGAGAUGGUGAAGCAUUCCAAGGAGAAAGCAGGAGAAGAGUUCAGUCUUGAAAAAGAUAUUGAUCAUGUUGCUGAUUUGUUCAUAAGAAAUUUUCAUCAACAGAUGAGGAUGCAGAAGCAGAACUCUCUUAAUAGAUCUCACCAGGAACUGCUUUUUCAUUGAACCCUCUGAUUUUUUUUUUUUUUUUUUUUUUAAAUACAAAUGAUUAUGGAGUGGAAAUCAAAUUAUCGACGUUUGGGAUGGUAAUUGAUAACUUAUCUACUAUGUUGUGUUCGAAUUCGCAACAUAAACAUUACUCUACUCCAUGUUUUUAUAUAUUUUUUUGUUUUUUUUUUUUUCAUCUUCAAUGAAUUGUUACUCACACACUAUUUCAAUAAUUUUUUUUUGCAUAUA